UAGAAACAAAAUGGCGGAAAAGAUAAUGCAAAUCUGACACUAGUAACAGAAAGAAAACAGUUCAAAUUUGAUAUAAUCAAUGGCCUGGCGAAUGACAAUAAUUCCGCGUAGAACUUUGCAAACUGCCACAUUUAGUCUGACAUAUUUUUAAAGCGAUGUAGCAAAGAGUAGCGUCCGUUUGUCUGGCUUUUCUUGGGUGAGAAGGCGGCGGAUAAUCGUAGUGUCCUAUUUUCGGUCAAAUUUCUCCUACGUUGUUGUGUUGUGUAGAGCCAGUUCAAGAUGGCAGGCGAAAUGUUGCAGCUUGCUAAGACCAAGAUUGGACAAGCGAUAUCUGAGGGAAACAUUAAAGGCUUGAAGAAAUGUUUGGAGCAAGGCCAAGAUCCACUUUUCAAAGACAGGAAAGACAACACCUACUUGCACUACGUGUGCACCAUGCACCGGCCACACAUCAUAUAUAUACUAUUCACAACACCGAUGGACAUCAACGCUCAAAACAGGCACGGCAACACGCCUCUUCAUGUGACGGCGCUGCAGAAUGAAUGCUGCCAUGUUGCUGACCUGAUGGCUGCUGGCGCCGACCCAACUGUGAGAAACAAGGAAGGAAAGACGGCCUCAGAACUUAAGACUAAAAACAAAUACUGGCAGUCAAUAUACAACAAGUACCAGCCAGGGAUAUUUCAGGCGGUGUCUGACCACAAUGUGGAGCGGGUGUUGGAGCUGUUGCACUGCUGGAGCAUGGUGGACUCAGUCAGGAAUGGCCAGACAUUGCGCCAGUUUGCUGCAGCCCUCAAGUUCCAUGACAUUGUCUUCCUACUGGAUGACCACAAACCCACCUUGGAUGCAGUUUAUGGUGUCCUGGAGGUCAACAAGGUCAAGGUGAAGGCUGCACUGAAGAAGUCAAAAUGCAACAUCAAUUACCUCAAUCAUGCAUCUACACGGCAGCAUAUCCUGCAGUACGCAAUUAGUCUCCGGGACAUUGACCUUGUGACCCUAAUCUGCAACGCUGGUGCCGAUGUCAACUUACCGGUUCUCGUCAACAGCUACUACUGGGGUCCCCUGUACUUUGAGGCCAUCAACAGUGAUCUGCCCGCAGAGAUUAUAUGGAAGGUGUUGAAGAACCAGCCAAACUUCAGCCUUAAGGAUGAGCGAGGACGGAACUGUAUGAUGUUCUCUCUAGACAAGACCAAUGGAGCCAUGCCACUUGAUGUCAUUGCAUACAUGCUGAAACAUGGAGCCUACAUCGCAGAGAGGGAUGAGACAGGGUCAACAGUGCGAGAUGUGGCUCGGUUUGCUCGUCGUCGUGAUGUGGUGAAUCUGAUAGACAAGUUCUAUGUGAAGAUCCUGAGAGAGGCUGAUCUGGAGACAUUGAGGAAACUCUCCGUAGAUGGAUAUGACAGUUUACUAAUUCAGCACAAUUAUCGUGACACUUACAUCUAUGCCUGUGGGAAUGAAACAGAUGAUGUACUCAAGUUUACAAACUGGCUGCCAGAAUUCCAGAAAAAUGUCAUCUUAAUUCAUAAACACAUCCGUAAUUCUGACAAGAUCAUGGUUGAGAAGUUGUUGUCUGACACAGAGAAGUCUCCAGACAUGCUGGUCAACGCCAGGGACAAGGGCGGUCGGUCUUCUCUACAUCUUGCUGUGUUGUUCGAGAACUUUGAUAUCGCCAAGUAUCUAAUGUCAAUGCCAGCAAUUGACCUAAAUGUCAAAGACUGUCAUCUACGCAGUGUGUACCACUACGCAUGUUCCGUUCCUGGAGCCGAGGGGAUCCGCCUUGCCCUCAUACAGAGGGGUGUUGACAUGGAGGCUCUUGAUACGUGCUGGAAGACGGGGGAGGACUACCGGAGUGGGAAGGGGGAGGUCCCAGCAUGGGUUGCAACAUGCAGGAUGGCCAAGUUCAGCAUGGCGCUGGAGCUACAGUGUGUGGACAAGUAUGAGGAACUGAGGCGGAUUGUGAAGAACAAGAGGAAAGGUCUCACUGAGUUCACGGAUGCCAUGAAGCACUUCAAGGCACACCCUGUGGUGGACUUUCCAAAACUUCUGGUACCUCUCAUGCCUGACUACAGGGAUCUCAUCUUCCUGGCUCUGGAACACAACAAACCAGAGGUCGCAGAGAGACUGGCCAACCUCGGGGCUGACCUCACACAGACAGAAGUGUAUGUGAUUGACUUUGAGCCAGAGACGGAGUCUGAGGAUGAUGAAUCUAAUGUUGGUUCGAAUGGUCGACCGCCGGUCAGUGCAGAGAUUGAGAUGACUCCUGCUGACCGAGCCCGAUACCUGGGACUGCCCAGUCUAGCUGAACGCAUGGACAAGAAGAGGGACUGGCAACUCCGUGACAAGGGCGACAGCCACCCCACCGUGAUGGAGCAGCUGAAUCAACAGUUUCCAUCCAUCUUUGUAACCCAGAUGUUCUGAUCUUCCUACCAUCUUCAUUAUGUGAUCUUCCCUCCAUCUUUGUCAUGUGAUCUUCCAUCCAUCUUUGUAACCCAGAUGUUCUGAUCUUCCUACCAUCUUCAUUAUGUGAUCUUCCCUCCAUCUUUGUCAUGUGAUCUUCCAUCCAUCUUUGUAACCCAGAUGUUCUGAUCUUCCUACCAUCUUCAUUAUGUGAUCUUCCCUCCAUCUUUGUCGUGUGAUCUUCCCUCCAUCUUUGUCAUGUCAUGUGUCUUCCCUCCAUUUUGUCAUGUCAUGUGUCUUCCCUCCAUUUUGUCAUUUCAUGUGAUCUUCCCUCCAUUUUGUCAUGUCAUGUGAUCUUCCCUCCAUCUUUGUCAUGUGUUUGUCAUGUGAUCUUCCCUCCAUCUUUGUCAUGUGAUUUUUCCUCCAUCUUUGUCAUGUGAUCUUGCCUCCAUCUUUGUCAUGUCAUGUGAUCUUCACUCUAAUUUUGUCAUCCCAGGGACAAACUACAGGCAACCAAGUGUUGUCAUCUUCCAACUACAGGCAAUUGUUGUAACUGUGAUAACCUAAACUGUUGUUUGUUUAUUGUUACAAGUUGUGAAAUCUGUGAUAUUAUAUACUUAUAUCCGUUUCUGUGAUGUGACAUGGUCACAGUUUCACCAGGGAUGAUAUCAGUCCCCGACUCAUUGGUGAUCUCAGUAUCAGCAGCAGCUGGAGUUGCUUGGUGGAGACAUGUUUGAGUUGGUCAAUAUUUACCAUAGCAGAAGGUAUUUAAGAGAAUAAAUUGGACUGUGACUCUCUUUAACUGUUUUACAUGUCAACCACCCUGAUUGUUUUCUUGAAGGAUAUUUAAAUCAAAUGACAAUAAAUGAUGACUGUGUCAUGGUUCUCUCACUUAAAAUGUUAUUCAUACUUUUAGUUUGAUCAGUGUUUGACCCUUCAGAAAUGAAAAGGCGCAUGUUUUUCCAAGAAAGUAGUUAUUCUGCGCGCCAAAGCAAUAGCGGUCCUUACUCAAUGGGGAACAAGGCAAAUAAAUGCAAUGACCCAAAAAUAAAUUGCUUCAGUGUCGAACUCAUGUUUCGCGUAUUUCAGACAUUAGCACACUCAUCUUGAUAUAGUCGACAGAGUAACCUCCCAUGUACUGUGAUACGCGGAACAGGAAAUCCGUGUUUCAGCCACUAUCAAAUAUCAGACUAUUAUUUGUGAAUAUCAGACUAUGAAUAUGAGCAUAAAAUGCGUUCUUUUCCUCCAUAUAAAAUAUGACAUCCACAAACAUUACAUCUGAAUGUAAUUUAUAAUGUAAUUCUUUUAAUUCAAGAAAAAGUCACAUGGUUAAUGUAUUUUUGGGUUCGAUGGAGAUUAGAAACAAGGAGUUUUGCUUAAUAAAUUAAACGUCCAUACCCAAAA
Molecule: messenger RNA, 3795 nt
Organism: Haliotis rubra (blacklip abalone)
Lineage: Eukaryota; Metazoa; Mollusca; Gastropoda; Lepetellida; Haliotidae
Product: putative ankyrin repeat protein RF_0381
Molecular function (GO): protein binding
Source: RefSeq, a predicted model, not a curated record